Physeter macrocephalus (sperm whale) is the source of this 1729-nucleotide messenger RNA. It is a transcript of the gene ALKBH3, whose product is annotated as alkB homolog 3, alpha-ketoglutarate dependent dioxygenase. Bases 400 to 1248 code for a protein of 282 amino acids. NCBI's taxonomy places the organism in Eukaryota, Metazoa, Chordata, Mammalia, Artiodactyla, Physeteridae. The record is from RefSeq and is a predicted model, not a curated record. Gene Ontology annotation, cellular component: nucleus. The transcript is spliced from 10 exons. Gene Ontology annotation, biological process: DNA alkylation repair; DNA repair. Gene Ontology annotation, molecular function: dioxygenase activity.
GGCUGCAGUCGGUGCCCGGCGCUCAAGGUUCCCCGGACCGCGGGCGGUGGAGCAGGCCCGGGGCAGCGGGGUUUGCUUUAGGACGAGCGGCUUUGAACCUCUGCGCCCGUCUCCGCCGGCAGGUGCGGCCUCCAGGCCUAUCGCUGGGUGCCCGGGGCUGCGAGUGUGGGGACCGCCCUGAGGUCCCUUCCCGAGCGACCUCCGGGACCUCGUCCAGGGCCUCCCAGGAAAGAAGGGUCUAAAAUAGAGAAAGUUGCUAACCCUUAUUGAGAGGACUAGGCUCUCUUACCUUCGAGGAUCGCUUAACCCGCACUUGGACCGUGAGAGAGAUACUAUUGUGUAGUUUGAAUCAGGAAUGAAAUCUUCUGAAAGCUGAGAGCAGAAGCCUUCUUGGUCAACAUGGAAGACAAAAGACGGCGAGCCCGAGUGCAGGGAGCCUGGGCUGGCCCUGCUAAGAGCCAGGCCAUUGCUCAGCCAGCUCCCACUGCUGAGAAGCAUCUCCAACAGGGACCUGGUCAAACCUGGAUGAACAUGGAGCAUCGUCUGUCUGACAGACAGUUUGUGUUCAAAGAACCCCAGGAGGUGGUACGCAGAGCCCCAGAGCCACGAGUGAUCGAUAAAGAGGGUGUGUAUGAAAUCAGCCUGUCACCCACAGGCAUAUCUAGGGUGUGUUUGUAUCCUGGCUUUGUUGACUUAAAAGAAGCCGACUCAGUAUUUGAACAGCUUUGUCAGGAUGUUCCCUGGAAACAGAGGACUGGCAUCAGAGAGGAUGUAACUUACCAGCAACCAAGACUUACAGCAUGGUAUGGAGAACUUCCUUACACUUAUUCAAGAAUCACUUUGGAACCAAAUCCUCACUGGCAUCCUGUGCUGCUCAUGCUGAAGAACCAAAUUGAAGAGAACACCGGCCACACCUUCAACUCCUUGCUCUGCAAUCUCUACCGAAAUGAGAAGGACAGCGUGGACUGGCAUAGUGAUGACGAACCUUCGUUGGGGAGGUGCCCCGUCAUUGCUUCACUCAGUUUUGGUGCCACACGCAUGUUUGAGAUGAGAAAGAAGCCCCCACCACAUCUUGAUCACACAAGCAAAAAAAUUCAGUGCAAUGAAUGCUGUUUUCUAGGAAGAGAACGGAGACUACACAUAUGUGGAGAGAGUGAAGUUACCCUUGGAUCACGGGACCUUGUUACUCAUGGAAGGAGCCACCCAAGCAGACUGGCAGCAUCGAGUGCCCAAGGAGUACCACUCUAGAGAACCAAGAAUAAACUUGACUUUUCGGACAGUUUAUCCUGACCCUUGAGGGGCGCACCGGUGAUGUGAGGUCUUGGAGAGGGAAGCUGUGCUGAGACUGAGCAAACCUUCCACCAUGAAGAAACUUCCGGAGACUGGUCCAGCUGCUCUCAUGGUGUGGCUGUUUGGAAGAUGUGGAUGGGAUUUGCUUCCCAGCUUGGAGUCCUAUUAGAUGACGGCCUGCAGUUCAUGUUUGUGAUAUGUUUACUGUGGGAACAGUAAUCCCUAAUCUUGUUUUGAAAUCACGUAUUUUCUUUAGGCAGAUUAAAAACUGCUGUGGCUGUGUUCACAGAUGAUUUUGUCCAUAAGCAGUUUUUUUUUCUGCCCUCUCCCGCUUCAUUUGAAGAAAUAUGAAUGGACUUUGCCUCCGGGGUAAAUCCACACGUUUGUUCCUUGUGCCUUUAGCAAAGUGGAGAUAUAAAGAUGAGUCAGUGACUCUGGA